Molecule: messenger RNA, 1011 nt
Organism: Entrophospora candida
Lineage: Eukaryota; Fungi; Glomeromycota; Glomeromycetes; Entrophosporales; Entrophosporaceae
Source: the annotation of a GenBank genome assembly
AUGAAGUUUUCUAUUGGAAUUGCUUUUCUUACAGCAUUGGUAGCUUCAGUUAGUGCACACACAACCAUGUCCUUCCCUCCUCCAAGAGCUCAUCCAUUAAACCCUAAUGCAGCAAUUAAAGAUCUAGAAUGUAUAAUGGCUCCAUUGAAUGGUGGUGGAUCAUGUCCCAAGAAACAAUUUCCAUGUGGCGGUUAUCCAGCUGAUAAAAAAGUUGUUACAACAUUUAAAGCCGGUCAAGUGAUUGAUGUCAAGUUCUUUAAUCAAAAUGUUCCCGAUCCAUCGAAAGCAGACCCCUCGGUUGAUCAAGCAAGACACAAUGGUGGACAGUGCGAAUUUGCAUUGAGUUAUGAUGGUGGUGAUACUUACACAAAGAUAGCAACUUAUCAUAAAACUUGUCCUGAUAUUUUCUUUACCGGAUGGAAAGUUAAAAUACCCGAUAGUGCCCCCAGUUGUAAUAAACCUGGCAAAUGUAUUUUCUCUUGGUCUUGGAUAAAUGCCGUUGGUAAUCGUGAAUUUUAUCAAAAUUGUGCUGAUAUUAAAAUUGUCGGAAAUUCAACAAAACCAUUGCCAAUCAUUGAUAUUACAAAAGCAAAUUUCCCACCUUUAUUCACUAAAAUAAUAACACCUGAAGGUGAUGAUGCUAAUACCGGCAAUGCAAAAGGAUCCGGCCCACUUGCAAAAGAUGUCAAAGCAAAUUUAAACCUUAACAUUGGUGGUGAUAAUAACAACAAUGAUAAGCCAAAGAAACCAAAGCUUACAAAACCAUCAAAACCCGAUGCCCCAACAACAUCAUCAACUUCUGAACCAGCCGCGCCAACUGAAACACCAUCAAAUGACGACAACAACAAUAAAGGUUGCAAGGUUAAUGGAUCAAUGACAUGUGUUAAAUCUGGCACUAGUCCAGCAUUCGAAACUUGUGAUAAUGGUAAAAUAGUAACAAGAAAUUGUCCUGGUGUAUUAAUAUGUCAAACUGAUAAUUCUAGCAUUGUUUGUAAACCUCGUAACACUUAA